Callorhinus ursinus (northern fur seal) is the source of this 4173-nucleotide messenger RNA. RefSeq names its product pleckstrin homology domain containing A7 (gene PLEKHA7). The record is from RefSeq and is a predicted model, not a curated record. NCBI's taxonomy places the organism in Eukaryota, Metazoa, Chordata, Mammalia, Carnivora, Otariidae. Gene Ontology annotation, biological process: pore complex assembly; epithelial cell-cell adhesion; zonula adherens maintenance. Gene Ontology annotation, cellular component: zonula adherens; pore complex. Gene Ontology annotation, molecular function: protein binding.
AUGGCGGCGGCGGCGGUCGGGCGGGACACUUUACCUGAGCACUGGUCCUAUGGCGUGUGCCGGGACGGCCGCGUCUUCUUCAUCAAUGACGAGCUCCGCCGCACGACCUGGCUGCACCCGCGCACCGGGGAGCCAGUCAACUCCGGCCACAUGAUCCGUUCAGACCUGCCCCGCGGCUGGGAGGAGGGCUUCACGGAGGAGGGAGCCAGCUACUUCAUCGACCAUAACCAACAGACCACAGCAUUCAGGCAUCCUGUGAGUGGGCAGUUUUCUCCAGAAAAUAGCGAAUUUAUUCUUCAAGAAGAGCCACAUCCACAUAUGUCGAAGCAAGAGAGAAACCAAAGACCAUCCAGCAUGGUCAGUGAGACGUCCACAGCUGGAACCACGUCCACUGUGGAGGCCAAGCCUGGCCCCAAGAUCACGAAAUCCAGCAGUAAAGUCCACAGCUUUGGGAAGAGGGACCAGGCCAUUCGGAGGAACCCCAAUGUUCCAGUGGUGGUGAGGGGGUGGCUGCACAAGCAGGACAGUUCUGGGAUGAGACUGUGGAAAAGGAGGUGGUUUGUGCUUGCUGAUUAUUGCUUGUUUUACUAUAAAGACAGCCGAGAAGAAGCGGUCCUUGGGAGCAUCCCUCUGCCCAGCUAUGUGAUCUCACCCGUGGCCCCUGAGGACCGCAUAAGUCGCAAGUAUUCCUUUAAGGCUGUGCACACAGGGAUGCGAGCACUCAUCUAUAAUAGCUCCACGGGGGGCUCUCAGGCCGAGCAGUCAGGCAUGAGGACCUACUACUUCAGUGCCGACACCCAGGAGGACAUGAACGCAUGGGUCCGGGCCAUGAACCAGGCUGCACAGGUGCUGUCUCGAUCAUCGCUAAAGAGGGAUGUGGAGAAAGUGGAGCGGCAGGCGGUCCCCCAGGCCAACCACACCGAGUCCUGUCGAGAGUGUGGCCGCGUGGGACCUGGACAUGCGAGGGAUUGUCCUCUUCGAAGCCAUGAGGAUUCCUUUGGCUUUGAGAGGCGGGAGCAAGAGGAAGAACGGUACCGUUCCCAGAGGGACCCACUGGAGGGCAAGCGGGACAGGAGCAAGGCCAGGUCCCCAUACACACCGGCUGAGGAGGACGCCUUGUUCGUGGAUUUACCUGGUGGCCUGAGAGGCCAGCAAGCACAGCCCCAGCGGGCAGAGAAGAAUGGGGUGCUGCCCGCCGUGUAUGGCCCAGGAGAGCAGAACGGGACCGGCGGGUAUCAACGGGCCUUUCCUCCCAGGAACAAUGCUGAAAAGCACAGCCAGAAGAAGAACAGCCUGGCCCAGGUGGAGCACUGGGCGAAAGCCCAGAAGGGGGACGGCAGGAGCCUGCCCCUGGACCAGACCCUUCCUCGUCAGGGUCCUAGCCAGUCACUGUCCUUCCCAGAAAACUACCAGACUCUGCCUAAGAGUUCCCGACAUCCCUCAGGGGGCUCCUCGCCCCCUCCCCGCAACCUGCCGAGUGACUACAAGUACGCGCAGGACCGAGCCAGUCACCUGAAGAUGUCGAGCGAGGAGCGCCGGGCGCACCGGGAUGGCACAGUGUGGCAGCUCUACGAGUGGCAGCAACGCCAACAGUUCCGGCACGGCAGCCCCACGGCGCCCAUCCGCGCCGGCUCCCCGGAGUUCACCGACCAGGGCCGGAGCAGGAGCAUGCUGGAGGUGCCCCGCUCCAUCUCUGUGCCUCCAUCUCCCUCCGACAUCCCUCCUCCGGGCCCCCCAAGGGCCUUCCCGCCCCGGCGGCCGCACACGCCAGCAGAGAGGGUCACCGUGAAGCCCCCGGACCAGCGGAGGAGCGUGGACAUCUCACUGGGGGGCUCUCCCAGGAAGGCACGGGGCCAUGCCACCAAGAACUCCUCUCACGUGGAUCGCCGCUCCAUGCCCUCCAUGGGCUACAUGACCCACACAGUCAGCGCUCCCAGUCUCCAUGGAAAAUCGGCUGACGAUACCUACCUCCAGCUGAAGAAGGACCUGGAGUACUUGGACCUAAAGAUGACAGGCCGGGACCUUGUCAAGGAUCGAAGUCUGAAGCCAGUGAAGAUCGCGGAGAGUGACAUUGACGUCAAACUGAGCGUCUUCUGUGAACAAGACAGGAUCCUCCAGGACUUGGAAGACAAGAUCCGAGCCCUCAAGGAGAACAAAGACCAGCUGGAGUCUGUGUUGGAGGUAUUGCACAGACAGAUGGAGCAGUACCGAGACCAGCCCCCGCACCUGGAGAAGAUUGCUCACCAGCAGAGGUUGCUGCAGGAGGACCUUGUCCACAUCCGGGCAGAGAUCUCCAGAGAGUCCACUGAGAUGGAAAAUGCAUGGAAUGAAUACCUGAAGUUAGAGAGUGAUGUGGAGCAGCUGAAGCAGACCCUGCAAGAGCAACACAGAAGAGCCUUUUUUUUCCAGGAGAAAUCGCAGAUACAGAAAGAUCUCUGGAGGAUUGAAGAUGUCAUUGCAGGCCUGAGUGCAAAUAAAGAGAACUUUAGAAUCCUGGUGGAAUCGGUCAAAAAUCCAGAGAGAAAAACGGUGCCUUUGUUUCCUCACCCGCCUGUGCCUUCACUCUCGACUUCUGAGAGCAAGCCGCCCCCACAACCCAGCCCUCCCGCCAGCCCCGUGAGGACCCCUCUGGAGGUUCGACUCUUCCCCCAGCUGCAAACCUAUGUGCCGUACCGACCUCAUCCACCCCAACUGAGGAAAGUGACAUCCCCUCUUCAGUCACCAACCAAAACGAAGCCCAAAGUUGAAGACGAGGCACCUCCCAGGCCCCCACUCCCUGAGCUCUACAGUCCAGAGGACCAGCCCCCGGCUGUGCCACCUCUGCCAAAGGAGGCCACUAUCAUCCGGCACACUUCAGUGAGGGGUCUGAAACGCCAGUCGGACGAGAGGAAGCGAGACCGGGAGCAGGGGCAGUGUGUGAAUGGGGACUCAAGGGUGGAGCUCCGGUCAUACGUUAGUGAGCCUGAGCUGGUGACUUUCAGUGGGGACAUGGCCCAGCCCUCCCUGGGACUAGUGGGCCCUGACAGCAGGUACCAGACACUGCCAGGCAGAGGGCUCUCGGGGUCCACAUCAAGGCUCCAGCAGUCAUCCACCAUUGCUCCCUACGUCACGCUCCGGAGGGGUCUAAAUGCCGAAAGCAGCAAGGUGACCUUCCCUAGACCCAAGAGUGCCUUGGAGCGCCUGUACUCAGGGGACCACCAGCGGGGCAAGAUGAGUGUGGAGGAGCAAUUGGAGCGCAUGAAGCGGCACCAGAAGGCGCUGGUCCGGGAGCGCAAGAGGACGCUGAGCCAAGGAGAGAGGACGGGUCUGCCCUCGUCCCGCUACCUCAGCCAACCUCUCCCCGGAGAUCUCGGCUCAUGGAAGCGCGAGCAGGACUUUGACCUGCAGUUGCUGGAACGGGCCAUGCAAGGGGAGAGAAAGGACAAGGAAAACCAGGGCUGGUUGAAGGUGCCGGCCGUGCCUGUCACUGAGCUGGACCUGGAGCCUCAGCACUAUGACUUGGACAUCGGCAGAGAGCUGGCCAAACCAGAGAAGGUCUCCAUCCCUGAGCGUUACGUGGAGCUGGACCCUGAGGAGCCGCCCAGCCUUGAGGAGCUGCAGGCGCGGUAUCGCAAAGCCGAGAAGAUCCGCAACAUCCUUGCUCGUUCCAGCAUGUGCAACCUACAGCCGCCAUCAGGCCAGGACCGGAACAGCGUGGCUGACCUGGACUCGCAGCUGCUGGAGCAGGCGCGUAUCAUCAACAUCUCCCACGCGCUGGCCUCCGAGGCCUCCCAGCGCAGCAAGCAGGUGGCAGCCCAGGCAGUGACUGACCCGUGACCCAACGUGCAAAGGAGAAGUUGGAGCCAGGGACCCAGUGGAACCAGUUUCUUCCGAGAAGAUUGAUCUUCCUUCCCCCAAGGAAACCCCUUCCAGCUCAGCAGGGGUUCUGGCUGGAGGAAGGAGCAGCCCACCAACUGGGAGGAGUUCACCAUAGGGCUAGGUCCUAACAACCACCCCCACCCCCCGAUUUGUUUUAGUUCAGACUCCUUUUUACAUAUGACAAAGGCACUUUUGAUACACACUGUAAAAUACUGACGCUGUAUUUUAGAAUCAGAAUGUAUUUUAUAAUGUUCACCUCAAGGGCUGAGUGGCUGGAAAGGUGAGGAUGCAGGAUUUGGGAGCUGCACAUACAGA